UGGUCUACUUAGCAAGGCUGUAAUCCUCUUAGCGUCUGUAAGCAGCAGAGCUAACAUCCUGACUGUGUGCAGAUUGUCCUGUCCUGCUUCAGAUGCUCACCACCACACACACCACACACACCACAGCGCACCACAGUAGCGCACCACCACACACACCACAGCGCACCACAGCAGCGCAGCACAACCCAGGAGCUCCACAGGCCCUGGAGCGCUAGCAUGCUCCCCUCUCUGGCCUGAAAUAUGCACCUUCCCCCGCUGGGCCAGUGGGUGGACCGAGCUGCGGAGGAACUCUUGCUGGGGCUCCUGCAGGUGAGGAUGUUGGGCAGUGGGAGCAGGAAGUGGUUCGUGAGGAGGAAGCAGAGGAAGCAGCCCGACAGUGGCGCCAGGAAGCUGGUGACCAGGAAGAGGAAGAAGUGGGCCGCCAGGAUCCUGAAGCGUCAUCGCGCCACCAUCCUCAACCAGCUGGACGUGGCCAAGGUGCUGCCGCACCUGGUCUACGCCAAGGUGUUCUCCCCCGCCGAGUACAAGGAGAUCCUGGGCCACGAGAGCCAGAGCAAGAGGGCAGAGCUUUUCCUGGAGCAACUGUCCGCCAAGGGGCCCGGGGCCGUGUACGCAUUCUGCUCCGUGCUGGAGGAGGUGUGCCCACACAUGCUCACCUGCUUUCUGCUGGAGGGAGAUGGUCAGACACACACCUUUAAGAAUGGGUCCUCCUGCCACAGAGCCAAGCAGGGGCAAGUUAUACCCCACAACCAUGACAACGACCACUCCAUAGGGCGGGAAGCCAUGCGUUUGCCCCCCAUGUACUCAGACCCUCUCUUUGACAGCAGGGUGUACAUCAAAAAACAAAAGAAGUUCCCCCCUGACACUGACGAGGAAUCGGUGACCGAGGGCUCGACCGCCAGCACCGCACAGGGCAAACCCUCCCUGCGCCGCAUCAAGGGCCGCAUCCACCGCAGCAAGAGCCUCGACAGCCUCGACCUGCUCGACUCCAAUAGUGCAGUGAUGGAGGAGACCGUAAUCUGGGAACAGCACACAGUCACUCUCCACAGGGCACCAGGGUUUGGGUUCGGGAUUGCCAUCUCGGGUGGGCGGGACAACCCCCACUUCCAGAGCGGUGAGACGUCUAUCGUCAUCUCAGAUGUCCUGAAGGGCGGCCCAGCCGAAGGCCUGCUGCAAGAAAAUGACCGCGUCGUCAUGGUCAACGCCGUCUCCAUGGACAACGUGGAGCACGCGUAUGCCGUGCAGCAGCUGCGGAAGAGUGGCAAGAAUGCAAAGAUUACUAUCCGGCGGAAGCGGAAGGUCCAGAUCCCGAUGGGCCGCCUGGGCGAGCGCGAGACGAUGUCGGAGCACGAGGACGACGAGGACAGCUACGAGGACGAGAUCUACGAGGUGCGCAGCGGGCGCAGCGGGCCCAGUGCCUACAGCGGCGGGCGGCGGAGCGGGCGCGGCGAGAGGGGCAGCGUGGGGCGGCGGGAACGCGAGCGGGAGCGCAGCGGCUCCCGCGAGAGGAGUAUGUCCCCGCGCUCCGACCGCCGCUCCAUCGGCUCCAAUGGCCCGCCCCGCCCAGCCAAGGUCACACUCGUCAAGUCCCGCAAGAAUGAAGCAGAAUAUGGGCUGCGGCUGGCCAGCCACAUCUUCGUUAAGGACAUCUCUCCUGAGAGCCUCGCAGCCAGAGAUGGCAACAUCCAGGAGGGGGAUGUAGUGCUUAAGAUCAAUGGCACGGUGACGGAGAACCUGUCCCUGAUUGAUGCCAAGAAGCUGAUCGAAAGGUCAAAGGGCAAGCUGAAGAUGGUGGUGCAGAGGGACGAUCGGGCGACGCUGCUCAACAUCCCCGACCUCGACGACAGCAUCCCCUCCGGCAACGCCUCCGACAGAGAUGACAUUUCAGACAUCCACUCGGUGGCGUCGGAUCAUUCCAACCGUUCCCACGAGCGUCGUCGUAGCAGCCGCUCUCGCUCCCCAGACCGCCGUUCUGAGCCCUCCGACCACUCCAGACACUCGCCACCGCAGAUCAGCAACGGCAGCUGGAGGAUCCUGAGGCGUUCAGGGCCUUUCUUACACAGAAUCAUACCCCUGAGUCGCUUUUCUGCAUCAUGGAAGGACAGGACUUUCCUGACUUUGGCACUAUUACCAAUGGUGAUCUCCAACAAGCAUUUCAAUCUCGUGUGUGUGUGUGUGUGUGUGUGUGUGUGUGUGUGUGUCUCCCCCAGAGCGGAGCAGCUGUCCAGUGUGCAGUACACGCUACCCAAGACUCCGGGCGGAGACCGAGCCGACUUCUGGCGGUUCCGUGGCCUGCGCAGCUCCAAACGGAACCUGAGGAAGAGCCGAGAGGACCUGAGCGCCCAGCCAGUCCAGACCAAAUUCCCCGCCUACGAGAGAGUCGUUCUGAGAGAGGCUGGGUUCCUGCGUCCUGUGGUGAUCUUCGGGCCCAUCGCUGAUGUGGCACGAGAGAAGCUCUCCAGGGAGGAGCAAGACCACUACGAGCUGGCCAAGAGUGAGCCUCGAGAUGCCGGGACUGAUCAGCGUAGCUCUGGAAUCAUCCGCCUUCACACCAUCAAAACGAUCAUAGACCGGGACAGACACGCUCUGCUGGACAUUACUCCUAAUGCAGUGGACCGUCUGAACUACGCGCAGUGGUACCCCAUCGUGGUCUUCCUCAACCCCGACAGCAAGCAGGGCGUGAAGAACAUGAGGACGCGCCUGUGCCCCGAGUCCCGCAAGAGUGCGCGCAAGCUCUACGAGAGGGCCCUCAAACUGAGGAAGAACAACAGCCACCUCUUCACCACGACCAUCAACAUGAACAACAUGAAUGACGGCUGGUAUGGGGCGCUGAAGGAGACGGCGCAGCAGCAGCAGAAUCAGUUGGUCUGGGUCUCAGAGGGCAAGGCGGACGGUGCCCCCGAGGACGACCUGGACAUCCACGACGACCGUCUGUCGUACCUGUCUGCGCCGGGCAGCGAGUACAGCAUGUACAGCACGGACAGCCGCCACACCUCCGACUACGAGGACACGGACACGGAGGGCGGCGCCUACACCGACCAGGAGCUGGACGAGACGCUCAACGACGAGGCGGGGCCCCCCCCUGAGCCGGCCAUCACCCGCUCCAGCGAACCGGUGCGCGACGAGCCGCCGGUCAUCCAGGACGCCACAGGUUACCCCGGAUACCAGCGUGGCCCCGCCCCUGUCGGCGCCGCCACCACCACACACAACGCCCACACUCCGCCCGAACCACAGCCCCUCACCGCCGGGGCUCGCAUCGACCCCGCAGGGUUCAAAGGCCCCGCCCCGCAGCAGGCUGAGGUUGUGGGCGUGUCCGUGUCGCCCUCCCUCCCCUCGCCUACCGUGGCGACCUCCACAGGCCCCGCCUCUUCCUCCGGCACCCAGCUGGCGGGUACGAGCCCCUCGGAGCCCCUUAGCCCCGCCCCCGAACCCAACCCCCGCCCAGAACCCGACCCCCAGCCCCCACCACUCGACCCCCACCAGCCGCCUGUGCCCACCCUCUCACCUGGGCCCCAACCUCAGAUGUAUGAGAAGGAGCUGCACAGCAUGGACGAGACGGUGCGGGUGAACCACAGCAUGAAGCCGGCGGGGCCCCCACCAUCUGGCCAGCAGGGGGCCCCCUACACCCACCAGCAGCCGUACCGUGACUACGAGCACCCGCCCUACGCCUACGACCCCCCCCAGUCCAAACCACACGGCUACGAGCCCCACCCCCACUACGACCAGCGCGCCCCCGUCUACGCCGAGCAGCAGUGGUCCCCCUACGAGCAGCAGCCCCCCCCCCAGCUGCCCCCGCCCUCCAGCUCCUCCUACCACCAGCCCCCGCUGGGCUACGGCGCGCGCUCCCCUUACGAGGACGGCCCCACGCGGGACUACAGCCCUCGCUACGACGACAGCCCUCGCUAUGACGACGGCCCUCGCUACGACGACGCCCCUGCCGGCUACGAUGGCAGGCCACGCCACGCCAAGUCCCCCGGCCCGGCCCGCUACGAGGAGCCCCCGGCCCCUCCGCCCGCGGCGACCUACGAGGCGCGUUCCCCCUACGAGCCCGAGCCUCACGCCUACCCCGCCCGCUCCCCGGACCCGCCCAAGCACUACUACGGCGACACCCCCCGCUCGGCCUACACCCCGGGGCCCGGGGGCCGACCCUACGGCUCAGACGCCCCGCCCCCACCCCCGCCCAAACCAGAGGCGCUGCUGUCGCCAGGGGAACCGGCGCUGGGCUCCAAGCCCCUCCCACCGGCGCCUCGGGGCGAUCCGGAAGACGACCCCGCCAUGAAGCCGCAGUCCGUGCUCAACCGGGUCAAGAUGUUCGAGAACAAGCGAUCUGUGUCCGUGGACCGCGCCAAGGAGGCCGGGGACUCCGGUGGCAUCAGGCCCACAGAUCUGCCCAGACCCGUGAUGACUCCUGGGCCUGUGCUAAAAGCCAACUCCCUCAGCAACCUGGAACAGGAGAAGACUUCCUACAGAGCCCCAGAGCCUCAGAGGCCCCAGUCGAAGGGUCCGGUGGACGGGGUCCUGCGCUCCAACCACCACGACCCUGAGGAGGACGAGGAGGACUACAGGAAGCAGCUCUCCUACUUCGACCGCAGGAACUUCGACAACAAAGCCCCCGCAGUCAACCGCUUCCACGACAUGGCCAAGCCCACACAGCUGGGCUACCCCUACUCCAGGGCGGAGUCUGUGGAGAAGAGCAGCCCAGUGGAGAAGAGAUACGAACCCGUCAAUCAGAUUAGCCCCUCCCCCUCUCAGUACGCCCCCCCAGCCCCACCCACAUCGCUCCCCAAACUCACCCCCGCAGAGGUGAAUUCUCUGCCUGAGCCCCUCAACUCUCCCCAAGCCAAGCCAGACGUGUUGGGCCUGAGGGGUCCCCCUCGUGAGGACAGCUACCUGCCCCCCAAGCCCCCGGUCAACGGCACGGAUGUGCCCCCCAAGAGCGUGAGCGCCCCCGCCCCCACCAGCUACAACCGCUACGUCCCCAAGCCGUACACCAGCUCCGCCCGGCCCUUCGAGCGCAAGUUCGAGAGCCCCAAGUUCAACCACAACCUGCUGCCCAACGAGAGCCAGAGCAAGAGCGGCCCGGGGAACCCCCCGCCCAAACCCCAGCUCUCACCGCAGCCCGUCGACCACGACAGCGGCGUCGACACCUUCACACGCACCAUCGACAACCGCCCCAAAUACCAGCACAACAACAUCUCCUCUCUGCCCAAGGCCGUGCCCGUCAGCCCCAGUGCGCUGGAGGAGGAUGAUGAGGAUGACGGGCACACGGUGGUUGCCACGGCGAGGGGCAUCUUCAACUGUAACGGGGGCGUGCUGAGCUCCAUAGAGACGGGCGUGAGCAUCAUCAUCCCGCAGGGGGCCAUCCCUGACGGCGUGGAGCAGGAGAUCUACUUCAAGGUGUGCCGUGACAACAGCAUCCUGCCCCCGCUCGACAAGGAGAAAGGAGAGACGCUGCUGAGUCCCCUGGUGAUGUGCGGUCCCCAUGGCCUGAAGUUCCAGAAGCCUGUGGAGCUGCGCCUCCCUCACUGUGCGUCUAUGACCCCUGAUGGUUGGUCUUUUGCUCUAAAAUCCUCCGACUCCUCGUCGGGUGACCCCAAGAGCUGGCAGAACAAGUCCCUCCCCGGGGACCCCAACUACCUGGUGGGGGCCAACUGCGUGUCCGUGCUCAUCGACCACUUCUGACGAGGGCGACAGCUGGCCUGUUACUGAAUGUGACUCUACUGUGGAGGGGGGGGCCCAUCCCCCCCCCCCCCCCCCCCCCCCUCCCCCCAAACCAGGGGGUUCGGCUCCAUGUAUUUUCUCCUCUCCUUUUUGCCGAUCUUGUUUUACACCCCAAAAAAAACACCGUCAUCGUCAUCGGGGGAAGGAGCUGCCCAGCACCUAACCCCCACCCCAACCCCCACCUCCACCUGUGCAGUCGCCAACCCCCACUUUUCUUUCUUUCUUUUUUUUUUUUUUUUUUUAAAAAGAGAAGAAAAAAAAAAUCAUUUUUGGUGCUUGAAAGCUUGCAAAAAAUGACAUACCAAUAAAUGACUUGUACCUAACUGAAGUAUUGGAACUGUAAUGGCUGCAUGACUGAGUUCCCAAUCUGGCUUUUUCAGCCCAGUUUUCUACUAAACCGAAGAGCAAAAUAUAAAACAGUCAGGAGGAGCCGGAGGUCAAAUAUAAUAUAGAAAAUUACAAUAAUAAGUUUAAACAUUGCAUCGAGAAUUCUGCUUAUAUGCUCAGAAACAGAAAAGUUGAUGUAUGCAGAACUUUUUUGUUUGUGAGGACUGUGGUCGUGUUUAUUUUUUUGGGGGGGGGUGGGAUCGGGGAUGGGAUGCUGAAGGAUUUUAGAAGAGCUAUGGAAUGCUGAGCCCAUGAAGAGGGUGCUGAAGGAUUCUGGGAGAUGUAGUCUUUAGAGACAUGAAGGUCACCGAUGAAGGAUACUAAGAGAAAAGAACUGCUGAAGGACUUCCAUGUGCACCUUUCGUGGGCUCCCUGUCGUGUGUAAAGCUGACCUUUUCUAGUGAUGUUUUACUGUAGACUAACUGACUUUGGGUAGAGCUGACCUUUUCUAGUCAUGUUUUACUGUAGACUGACUUUGGGUAGAGCUGACUUUUUCUAGUCAUGUUUUACUGUAGACUGACUUUGGUUUUCCAAAUCUCCUGCUGUCUAGAGAUCUAUGCAUGUGCAAAGACUCAGGUCCAGAAGCCUGCUACUAAGUUCAAGACACACGCACGCACACCAACACAUACACACAUACAGACACACACGCAUGCACGCACACACACACAUACGCAAGCACACACACACACACACACACACACACACACACACACACACACACACAUACACACACACACAUACGCACACACCCUGUUCCUUCCCAUUCUACACUGCAAACAGUGAUGCCUUAUCUGCAUAAGUCCUUUUUCUUUCCAGUAUAUCUGAUUAAACUAAAAAAAGUAAAACAAAACAGAUGUCACAUUUAAGUUGUAGCAGUAAGUUAUGGAAAAAAAAAAAAAAGAUCAACGUCGUCUCUUGCCAUUCACAACCCAUUAUGUCGAUGAACUUGGACUUAGCACACAAUAACCGAGGCUAGCAAACAGGUAUGCUUUCUUUUCCGCCUAUGCAGAAGAAGUCAAAUGAAGAAAAAAAAAAGAAAAACACUGAACGAAAACCCUAGGUGAUGUUUGAACUUGUUGCUGUACAUAAUGCUAGUAUAUGGCCUUGGUUUGCUGUAAAUUACCUUUUGUACAUGUUUGUUAUUUUGUAUAAAACUAAAGAGGAAAAUGUUUCUUAAAAAAAGGAAAAGAAAACUGACAUUGGUUAUGUUUGUAUUCUGGCUAUACCCCUGGGCCUUGGAACUUAGCAGUCAUAAAAACAACCUUUUCUACCAAUAUAUAUAUAUAUAUAAAAAUAAAUAUAUGAAUAAAUAUAUAUAUAUAAACACACUAUUUAAAGGCAUUUUUAACAGUCAGAAACUUUUUAUUCUUAUUUACGAAAUGGAAAGUGCUUGGUUGAACUAAUUUAAAGAAUCUGUCUGCGCUGGUCUGCUGUGGUUGGCAGACGUCAUCCUUUAUUUGUGAUACUGGAUGCUGUGCUGGUGCCCCUCAAAUGUAUUUUUGUACUAAUAGACGAUUUAUCACGGCACAUCAGUACUGGUUUUCUUUUGAUAAAACAGCUUGAAUCCAGUUUUACUUUCUCUCCGUCUGGCUGACUUUCUUUUUGUUUGUUUAUUUUUCCUUUUAUUCUUUUCUUUGCAACACAUUUCUAAGUAUACCACUGAAUUAAUAAAUAAAUUCAUUUUUAAAGUA
Molecule: messenger RNA, 7799 nt
Organism: Clupea harengus (Atlantic herring)
Lineage: Eukaryota; Metazoa; Chordata; Actinopteri; Clupeiformes; Clupeidae
Gene: tjp1b
Product: tight junction protein 1b
Exons: 27
Coding region: 241-5682 (1813 amino acids)
Biological process (GO): establishment of endothelial intestinal barrier; protein localization to cell-cell junction; cell-cell adhesion
Cellular component (GO): plasma membrane; bicellular tight junction
Molecular function (GO): cell adhesion molecule binding
Source: RefSeq, a predicted model, not a curated record